This is a messenger RNA of Fukomys damarensis (Damara mole-rat), 3680 nucleotides long. Its product is annotated as cytochrome b reductase 1. The record is from RefSeq and is a predicted model, not a curated record. Gene Ontology annotation, molecular function: oxidoreductase activity. The coding region runs from base 74 to 931 and encodes 285 amino acids. Lineage: Eukaryota; Metazoa; Chordata; Mammalia; Rodentia; Bathyergidae. The transcript is spliced from 4 exons. Gene Ontology annotation, cellular component: lysosomal membrane.
CCAGAAGUAGCAGCUCCGGCCGCCCCGCCUCGUCGAGCUCUGAGGCUGCCGGGGCUCGGAGUAUGGGGUUCUGAUGGCCAUGGACGGCUACAAGGGCUUCCUGGGACUCCUGGUGUCGGCGCUGCUCGUCGGCUUUCUGUCGGUGAUCUUCACGCUCAUCUGGAUCCUGCAUUACCGGGAGGGGCUCGGCUGGGACGGGACGGCGCUCCAGUUUAACUGGCACCCGGUGCUCACGGUGACCGGCUUCGUCUUCAUCCAGGGGCUAGCCAUCAUCGUAUACAGACUGCCAUGGACCUGGAAAUGCAGCAAGUUUCUGAUGAAAUCCAUCCACGCGGGGUUAAACACCGUUGCUGCCAUUCUUGUGAUCAUCUCCCUGGUGGCUGUUUUUGAUAACCGCAAGGCCAGGAACAUCCCCAAUAUGUACAGUCUGCACAGCUGGGUUGGACUGAUAGCUGUCAUACUCUAUUUCUUACAGCUUGUCCUCGGUUUUUGCAUCUUUCUGCUUCCUUGGGCUCCACUUUCUCUCCGAGCAAUCGCCAUGCCCAUACAUGUUUAUUCUGGACUUUUCCUCUUUGGAACAGUGAUUGCAACAGUCUUGAUGGGAGUGACAGAGAAGCUGAUUUUUCUGCCAAAUAAUCUAUACAGUUCAUUCCCACCAGAAGGCAUUUUUGCAAAUACCCUUGGUCUUCUGAUUUUGUUGUUUGGUGUCCUCAUUUUUUGGAUUGCCACCAGACCACAAUGGAAACGUCCUAAAGAACCCGAUUCCUCCAUUCUGCAGUCAAGGGGAGGUGCUGUAGAGGGAAUGGAAGGCACCUUAACAGUGAGCUUGGGUGGCAACAUGGACAAAUCCGAUUCAGAGUUAAACAAUGAAGUAGCAGCCAGGAAGAGAAACUUGGGCCUUGAUGAGGCCGGCCAGAGGUCUACCAUGUAAACUCUCAUUGCACCAUGUAACUUCAGAUUUUAAAAUGUAGCUAUAUAAAUAAGUAGUCAUACAGUUUAGCUUUUCCUGCUUAGUCAUAAGAUGACUGAGAUACAUGGUGUCAGUGUUUGUUGUAAUCACCAAGGAGGAUUUCUUGAAAGAGUCUGAAUUGAUUAAAGUCUGUGAACUUACCUGAUUUGGAAAGGACAUGAUCGAUAUAAAUAAUACUAGAUAUAAAUUGGGUUUAUGUUCAUCUUUCUUACUGAGGACAAAAGCAUUAUCACAGUGCCUUUCAUGGAGCAGGUGUUCAAACUGUGUCUGUCAGUGGGUUGAUUUGACAAACUAACAGCACCCCUGACCUCAUGUCAAUCAUUUCCUAUUAAUUCUGGGAGCCUGGUGAUUUCAGAACUAGGCAGAAUCAGCCAUAAAGUUUUAAAAUCAGAUCACCAAUACUGGGGACAGGGUUUAGAUAAUUAUCCUACACAAAUAUCACAACAGAAAAAAGUCUUUGGGAAAACCACUAGUUCCCUUUCUCUGUGGCAGACUUCUACUUCCUCCUCAGCUGGUUUGAGCUCAGAUUGGCUCUGGAUGCCAGGGUUUAUAUUAGGAUAUUUUGGAACAGUCCUUUGGUUCAUCGAUAGUUGAAGAGAUCGUCUUUGGACAGACUGAAGAUUUUCCAAAAUUCAGCUUAGCCUCAAGACUUCCAAAGCUGGUGUACUUUACAGUCCAGAUUCUAAACCUCUUAGUAUGAAAAUAUGCCUGAAUGCUUAAGCAACAUACGUCACUCUCCAAAACUCAAAGAAUAAUUUUCCCGUAGUCUCUGUUUUUGUUUUUGUUUUUAAUUAAAAUACUUACCUGGCACUCUAGCUUCUGACUAUACACUCUUCUAAGCUCUUUAUAAUUAUCUCUCUCCACCUCUAGACAGACUUUCGGAGGUGGGUACUAUCCCCAUUUUGCAAGUGAGAGAUCUUAAACUUGGAGUAAUUGGUAAACCAACCCAGUGUCACACAGCUCAUAAGCAAUGGGACUGACAUUCAAAUACUGGCAGUCUGUCUCCUCAGUCCAUGCUGCUAACCUUUUCACUCUGCUGCUUCUCUGAUUUGUACUAAUUUACAUCACUUUUACUCACCCUUGGAUAAAUCUCAGUUGCUGGAGUGGGGUGGAAUGGAGGUGUGAAGGAGGCUUUUCCCUUUGACUCUUCCAGUGAGACCUCCCAGGUAGCCCAGGAAAAGGAGUCUCCUACUCCUGGAUAUAGAUCAAGGGUCCUCUGCCACCGCUGCAAGUCAUAGCCUGCCUUGAUGCCCAGUGAACCUUAACAUUGUGUCUUGACAGAAGGAUUUGGGAAAGCACAUCUGCAGUUUUCAAGAUUAAAUAAUUAAUAUUUGUCCUCUGGGAUUUGGAAAGACAGUAGUGGGGAUUAAACUGGGGCCUCCUACAUGCUAGACAAAUAGUCUGCCACUGAGCUACGACCCCAGCUCUUUAGGAUCUUAGCUCCUGAACAACUUUGCAGCUGCAGAGACCUAGCUCAUUUCCCUGGGGCUACAGCCAGCAUGCUUCCUGACUUUCAUCAAAUUUUAAGGGACAUUUUUAGCCAUGGGUCCUUAGUGAUUAAUUAAGGCUUAGAGAUGGUAACUUUUCUGGCAUGGGAAUCUCUGUCUAGGCUCUAAGCUGACACGAAACCUAGAGUAGCAUCUAUGCUGAAAUGAUGUGUUUGGGGCUUUGGUUGGUUUUCAGCUUCCAUGCAAUUUUAUUUUAUUUUUUAAUUUUUAUUUUGUGUUUGGUACCUGGGAUCAAACACAGGUCCCUGCACUUGCAAAGCAGGCGGCAGAAACACUGAGCCAAAUCCCCAGCCCUUCCAUGCAAUUUUAAACCGAAGCAUUGAAAGUGGAUGUGAUGGCCAAGGCAAGAGGAUCAUUUGAGCUCAGAAAUUUGAAGCCAACCUGGGCAACAUAGUAAGACUCUAUCUCUUAAAAACAACAACAACAAAUAGAACACUGCAGCAUUUUAUUGUGCAUAAGAACCUGACAGUUUGCACCAAAUAGUUAACAUUUUUGGGUGCUUCAAGGGCUUCCUUUUAGGUAAUUGGCUAUUAUUUCCAGAGGCUGAAUACAUAUCACACUCUAUCAUAUCCCUUAAACUUUAUCAAGAACCACUUAGGAUUCCCUUAUUGCAACACUGUUUGAUUGUUUGUUUUUCUUAUCUAAUUAAUUAUAUUUCCAAACGUGUUAAUCAUGUCAGAAGGAUGCCAAGUGCCCAGCCCAAGACCAGGUGUCUAGCAGCACAAUUACAUUCAGUAUGAAUGUUAAGCGGUUGCUAAGUAGUUGCAUGGUCACCUGCAAAUAUAGUUUGAUAAAUGGGUGUUUCAUUGCAUAGAAGUGCACAAGCUUCCAUGGUUUCUUUGGGGUGAGAGGAAGAUAGUGACUGAGUCUCAAGAAUCGAGGCACCAUGCCUUUUUUAUGUAGGCCAAGAAAGAGGUUAUCAGUGUAAAGCUAAUUACUUGGCACUAGAAUAGAACCAUUGCAGAGUCUUUGAGUGCCCCUCAUCUCAGCCCUUUAUUUUCUCUCAAGCAGGCUGUGAGGGUAAUCUUACAGAUAUUAUAGGAAGUUCUUUCUUUUUUCAGCCCUUAUAAAAAGGAUGCAUAAUAAAAUAUAUCUAGAAAACCUUUCUAUUUGAGACUUGCCUUUUAAUGGGCUUUCUUUUCUAAUGAUAAUUGCACCUUUAUCUUUCAAAAGCUAAUAUUUCCUACCUAAAACAUCUCCCC